Messenger RNA from Metarhizium brunneum ARSEF 3297, 2181 nucleotides. The record is from RefSeq and is a predicted model, not a curated record. Lineage: Eukaryota; Fungi; Ascomycota; Sordariomycetes; Hypocreales; Clavicipitaceae.
AUGGAACAGUCAUUGCCCGUACAGUCGCAUCUCCAAGAUGAAAUGCUACUAGAGAGCUUGAAGAACCCAGAGGACUUCUGGGCUCGCCAAGCCGAGCACCUUUACUGGCACAAGAAGCCCGAAGCCACGCUGCGAAUGUCACAGAGAAAGCUGCAAACAGGCGAGGUUCAUCCGACUUGGGAGUGGUUCUCUGGCGGCGAGAUAUCAACGUGCUAUAACUGCCUUGACAGACAUGUAGCUGCAGGCAACGGAGACCGGGUGGCUAUUUACUACGACAGUCCGGCUACAGACACAAAAGAGACCUAUAGCUAUAAUAAUCUCCUCGGCGAAGUUGAAGCCCUAGCUGGGGUACUCAGGCAACAAAAUGUCAGAAAGGGUGAUGUGGUGAUGCUGUAUAUGCCCAUGAUCCCAGCGGCUCUAAUCGGAAUGCUGGCAGUUAACCGUCUCGGAGCCAUCCACGCCGUCGUAUUUGGCGGCUUUGCAGCAAAUGCCCUUGCUCAACGCAUUGACUCCUGCAAACCCGUGAUUCUGCUGACUGCCUCAUGUGGCAUCGUCGGGAACAGACCUCCCAUUGCGUAUCGACCGCUGGUGGAGGAGGCAAUUGGCCUGUCGUCUCAUAAACCGGGGCGUAUUGUGGUUUGGGAGCGAGAACAAUUACCGUGGGGUACGAAAUCCUUUGCAUGUGGUGGUACUCUAUCUCGAUGGCUGCAAAGACUUGGCCGUUUUGUAGGGACGACCAGCGACAACUACAUCUCAUGGCAAGGCGCGGUGAGGAAGGCAAAGGCGCGCGGCGUCAAGGCGGACUGCGUAGCAGUAAACAGCAAUGAUCCCAUAUACAUCAUCCACACCUCUGGAACGACUGGGACUCCCAAGGGAGUACCGCGCGAUGCGGGUGGCCACGCGGUGGGAUUGCAUUUUUCCAUCAGCUACAUCUUCAACAUCCACCAAGGAGAUGUCGCCUUUACAGCUUCAGAUAUUGGCUGGGUGGUGGGACAUUCCUACAUCCUGUACGCACCGUUGCUUGCGGGAGCUUCCACUGUCUUAUAUGAAGGCAAGCCAGUCGGAACGCCUGAUGCAUCCGCCUUUUGGCGCGUGGUGGCAGAAUACAAAGUCAACACAAUGUUCACUGCGCCGACUGCACUGCGAGCCAUUAAACGCGACGAUCCUAAUAACCAUUUCCUCUCUAAAAUUGGCGAGGCCGGGGGCCUACGAUCACUUCGGGCGCUCUUCCUUGCCGGCGAGCGUUCAGAGCCCAGUUUAAUAUCCAUGUACCAAGGGCUCCUCGAUAAAUAUGGCGCACCCUCUUCCUCUCACGUCAUUGACAACUGGUGGUCAACAGAAGCAGGAUCACCUAUAACGAGCAGAGUUCUUAACCCGCACGCCGCGCUAGAUCGUGAAUCUAGCGUACGGAAUUACAGCCCUCUACGUAUUCAACCUGGGAGUGCUGGCAAGCCGAUGCCGGGAUUUAAUAUUCGUGUCGUGGAUGAGCAGGGUGAUGAAGUACAAAGAGGCUUAAUGGGUAAUAUUGUCUUAGGGCUACCUCUGGCGCCAACGGCAUUCCGUACACUAUGGGCAGAUAAGGAGAGAUUCUAUUAUAGCUACUUGAGACGAUUUAACGGGAAAUUCCUGGAUACUGGAGACGCAGGGUGGAUUAAUGAUGAAGGCUAUGUUUAUGUCAUGAGUCGAAACGACGAUGUGCUGAACGUCAGCGCGUAUCGACUAUCAACUGGGUCCAUAGAACAAGCCAUCUCAUCGCACCCACUUGUCGCAGAAUGCUGUGUGGUCGGUGUUCCUGACGAACUCAAGGGCCAGCUCCCAUUCGCAUUCAUUACCCUUUCCACGGCGAGCCAUCCCGAGUCCGCAAUACCAGAUGCCAAGAUUUCACUUGAGAUCCAGUCGCUUGUGCGUAGGCAAGUCGGUGCAUUUGCGUCGCUAGGGGGGAUUAUCCAAGGGAAGGGCAUGAUUCCCAAGACACGAUCUGGGAAGACGUUGCGACGAGUACUCCGAGAACUGGUUGAGAAUGCAGUUUACGGAGAAUUUGCCAAGGCGGUUGUAGUGCCUGGUACAGUGGAGGACGCGGUCGCGGUGGACGUGGCCCGAUUCAAGAUCAAGGAGUAUUUCGAGAAGAGCGGCAGCAAGCACAAGCCGAUCGAGUCAAGGGAAACGAGAAGGACGUCGUAA